AUGAAGUUCACCGCCGCCAUCGCCGCCCUGCCCGUCCUCCUGGCCGCGGCCCACUCCACGGCCCGCGACCCGCACGAGUUCCUCGAGCUCAACCUGCCAGAGCCGCACAACUACGUCGCUUCGCCCAUCUUCGCCGGACAGGAGCUCAGCAAGUUCACCGCGCGCGCUGAGGGCGACGCCUACACCGAGGAGGCGUGGAGCGAGCACGCAAAGAGGCUCUGCUACGACACGCCCGCCUGCACGACGGUCAACUCGUACCUCUUCGGGCCUUCCGGUGCGUUGAACGGGACCGGGGAUGAGACGUACUGGUUCGCAUACCUGUAUGCCGGGCCGACCUCCAACAUCAACGACUGGGUUCACUUUGACGCUCCCAUCUCUCACCAGCGCAUUUUUACCUCCAUAGUCCACUAG
Molecule: messenger RNA, 411 nt
Organism: Cordyceps fumosorosea ARSEF 2679
Lineage: Eukaryota; Fungi; Ascomycota; Sordariomycetes; Hypocreales; Cordycipitaceae
Exons: 2
Coding region: 1-411 (136 amino acids)
Source: RefSeq, a predicted model, not a curated record